AACAACAAAAAAACAAUAAUGGAUGGUCCAGCAUGGUUAAACUUGACUGGGAAAAUCGUAUUAAUUACAGGUGAGAACAAGAGUUCACAUUAAAAUUAUUAUUAAAGUAUAUUUUAGCAUGAAUGGACGCAGUGGGGCAUUGUUUAAAGAAAAAAGAUUUGAGUUUCCGCGAGCAUAAAAACUUAUUAAAAACCCCGACCCCAUGCCAUACUUAUUAUUUCGUUACAAUUACUUACAUUACAUAACAUAAAACAGUUUAUAAAUUUAUGACAAUUUUUAAUUGUUCAAAUUCAAUUCAAUGAUUAAUAUUAGAGCUAAUAUAUAUCAACUGGGAGGUUUAAAAUAAUAUCCUGCAUUUUUUAAACUUUCAAAUUUUAGUCUUUUAUUAUUUGUGACUUUUAAAUUUAAAUUAAAAUUGUAUAAGUUAUAAGUAUAAGUUUAUAAGUAAGUUAUUUUGAAAAAAAGUUAUUAAUUAUGCCUAAACUUUCCAUAAGUUAUUAUAUUAUAAGCAAGCCAUUAUCUUUCAUAAUCUUAUUGAUUAAUCAUGUAAAAUGAAGCUGAAAAGUGUGGAUUUUUUAAAUAUAUUAUAUAAUUAUAAUUAUUAUAUUGUAUCUCCCUGUCAAUGUUUAAUUUCUCUUUGAAUUUAUACAAUUUUGCUGCACAUAUUUUUGUAAUUGGUGAAAAGAGAAAGGGCAAAUCCAUAAAAUUUUUGAUAAUGAUAGAUUAAAAGCUCCUUUACUGGCUUUAGACUAAGGCUUAAGCAGUGUUUCUUUCAGGCAUCUCUCUGAGGUACAGCCCCCCCCCCCCUCCCCUGGAGAAAAAUGUGUACAACAAUGAAGCGAAUAUAUAAUCUAUUUUAAAAAAAAACAACUUAUUGUCAUUUUUAUAACUCUUUUAACUGGAGAAAAAUGUGUUAUAAAAUAAUGAAAAAAUAUAAGUUGCGGCCAAAAGAAUACCCUGUAGUACGCCACACUCUACCUGAAAUGUCCCCUUGCUGGAUCAAAUUUUCUGAAAGAAACACUGAUUAUCAGGUAUAUGCCAAAUCGCAACCCAAGAUUUUGAAUUUAUCAAAAAAUUUCUGGGGGAGAGUUCAACCCCUCCACAGACUCCUCCCAAUUUUUGCUCGGUAGUCAUCGCCUCCCUCGCUUUCUGCCCGCUUAACCUGCUCAAAAUGACAGUGUGGCACCCUUUUAAGAAAACACCACUGGAUGUUAGUAAUUAAGAUGACUAAAAAUAUAUUAUUUUACUUUAUUUUUUUAUAUGUUUGGUCUAUUAAUGUUCAAGGGGUAAAACUUAGCUGGGACCUAAAGUAUGCCUUCAAAUACAAUUAAUUUAGUUUAUGUUGGGUGAAGUUAUACGCCCAUUGGUGUAAGUGGUAAGUGCCACCCUCGGCGGGCUUAGAUUUUUGCCACCCGUUGCAAUGAUGAAAGUCUGCAGUAGGAAGAUUUGCUAAUUAAAAAGGGACCCUUGGGCCGGACCGCCAUCUGCGCCCACCCUUCCUAUGCCACGGGCACUGCCCACCCAAACAUCUGAAAUAUAGCUUAAGGUUUUAUAAAUUUAAGAACUAGUUCUUGUGAACCAGUAGGAUGAAACCAUUGUCUAUAAUAUAAUAAUAUAAGCAUUUGAAUGUAGCCUAAUGUUUAAAUCAAAGUGAAGUUAACAGAAGGUUGUGAAUAAUAUUUCUAAAAAUAAACUUACUGAUCCUACAGCAUUGAUAGAAAGUUUUCUUUGAUUUUCUAAUUGUUUAUUAAUUUUUUUUUUAACACUGUCUUUACCAGUUGGAAUAUAUUUCUGUAGGCUUUUAUGUUAGCACUGAUCCAAUCAAAUGAUUAGAUAACUACCUCUCUCCCCCACUUGAGCUUCUAAGGGAGAACUUUAUUUUAAAGUAUAUAUUUAGCAGAUUUAACCCUUAGUUAUGACAUGUAUGGUGAUGACACAUACACUUUAACAUGACUAAACAGUCUAAAUAGUUGAAACAUAAUGAAGUUAAACUCAGAGGUUUGGUUAAACUUAUUAUAGUCAUUUAAAGACCUUAGAUAAUUCUGAUAAUAUAGAAGUACGCAUAAUUUAAAUAACACACGAGGAAGAAGAAAGAACAUACAAUUUUUUAAUAGGCUUAUGCUGAUACACAUUUAGAAAUUAUAAGCUUAUGUUAAAUUUUAAAAUAGUAAACAUAUUUGAAUUUUUCAAUAAUAUGCAUUAUUAAAUUUUAUAUGGUAUUUAAUCUUUGGCGCCGAUCAUAGAUUUUAUGCAAUCUUGAUUUGUUGUAGAAGUCAACUAUGAAAAUUUUAUGUUUGGUCCACGUGCACUUGAAUUGUCCUGUCCAGUGUAGCAGGUUGGGAAAAAUCAUUAAAACAGUGCUUGUGGGCUGCUUUGUGAAAGGGGACAGCAAAAAGAAUAGCUUGCCCCAGACGGCAUUAACACUAGCUGCGCUGCUGCGUGUGAACUGUAAUUAAUUUGUUUAUUUUUAAAAAUGUUUUUAAAAUGGAAAAAAAUGACUAAUUACUUCUCAGCCACCAGUCCUGGUACUAAAAAGGUCAGAAUAUUAACAGAUACAAUGACAGAAUAUUAACAGAUACAAUGACAGAACACACAAAAAUAGAUAGAUCUGAAUCUGAUCUUGAGAAGUAAAGAUAAACUUCAAAUUUAAUGACCUGUGACAAAAUUUAUGUUUUUUUAACUACAGGCCAUCGAUAAAUGACAUCAUGCUAUUUUGGACCCUCCUCCCCAUUGUCACAAAUUUGUCACAUACUUGUCACACAAUUUAGACAUCCUUAUAAUAGUUCAUCAUAAAGUCAUGACAUCCCCCCCCCCCCCUGCAUGACGUUAUAAGGGGUGACCCCUUAAAAUAUUAACAAGAUGUGAGUACUGGCAUCAUUUUUAUUCCAAAAAAAAGCAUUAUUAUGAAAAAAGGUUGUUGUGUUUCAAACAAAAUAUUCUUCCAUCAGGCUCAGCUCCCCCCCCCCAGAAGAUAUUAAUAUAUGACAAGAAAGCUGACACAAUCACUGUCAAGUGACUUUGAUAUUUUUAUUCCAAAAAAAAGCAUUAUUAUGAAAAAAGGUUGUUGUGUUUCAAACAAAAUAUUCUUCCAUCAGGCUCAGCUCCCCCCCCCCCAGAAGAUAUUAAUAUAUGACAAGAAAGCUGACACAAUCACUGUCAAGUGACUUUGAUUGACAUGGAAGAUGGCAUUAACAAACCAACCAAUACACCAUGGCUGUACUAAAUAUUUAUUUGUGUUCAUGUGCUUGUGCUGGUAUAAAUAUUUAUUUGUGUUCAUGUGCUUGUGCUGGUGUAAAUAUUUAUUUGUGUUCAUUUGCUUGUGUUGGUAUAAAUAUUUAUUUGUGUUCAUGUGCUUGUUUUGGUAUUAAUAUCUAUUUGUGUUGCUAUAACUAUUGACUUAUCAGGUGCUAGUGCUGGUAUUGGUGAGAGCGCUGCCCUGGAGUUUGCCAGACAAGGUUGCCAUCUGAUGCUCUGUGGACGUGACCUUCAACGGCUUGAAGAUGUCAGAGAGAAAUGUUUGAAGGAAGGAGAGAACAUCACAGUUAGUAAAUUUAUUUCAUGUCCACUCCUGCAGUUAGUUUGAAUUGACUACACAUACUGCCCUCCGCAUGAAUGAGAUUCUCCUACAAAUAUAAAAUCUAACCCGAGAAAUUCCUUGUAAUCUUCUCUGGGCUGCUUUGCUUGAAAUUGGCCCAUUGCAUGAAUCUGUUCUUCUCAUCUUUGAAACUGUCCCUAACAAUUUCAUUAGUAUCAACUAUCUGAUUAGUAUCAACCAUUUCAUUAGUAUCGGCUACCCUUUAUUUCAUUAGUAUCAACUAUUCCAUUAGUAUUAACUAUUUCAUUAUUAUCACCAAUUUCAUAACAAAAUGUAUCAAUUUUGCUCCAUGAUGGCUUGAAGGGCUUUAAGAUGUGUACCGGGAUACAUCAGAACCAAAGGAUGCAGUUCCCAUACUCUCACUGAAACAACUUCUAAAAUGUGCUGGUGGAAAAACAAUAGAACAAUUGUUUUCCAAUAUUUUUUUCUGAAGUAUGCAGGCUCCACUCAUACGCCCUGUAUUACUUGGAAGAGUAUCAAAACACAUUGCCUUUACUUAGCCUUUACUUUUUUCUUUGAUCCCCCACUCUUCCAAUAAAUAUGCAUGAUUCAUUUCCAGACUAAAAUAAUUGCUAAAAUUGUUAGUUACCUCCAGACUUAAUUCAUUGCUGAUAUUGCCUGGCUAAAAUUGUCUAGCUAACAUUUUCUAGCUUACAUUGUCUAGCUUACAUUGUCUAGCUAACAUUUUAAAAUGAAAACUUUUUGCCCUGUAGGUUCAAACUUCAAGUGGGGACAUUACUGAGGCAGAUGUGCAGAGAAAAAUAGUCGAUGACACUUUGACAGCUUUUGAGCGUAUUGAUAUUUUAGUAAGUCGUAAGAAAGAUGUUUCAAUUAACAUUUUCCUUCUGGCAUAGUAUCUAAGAUCAAAUAUCCUUCUGGCAUAUAUGAGAUCAAAUAUCCUUCUGGCAUAUAUGAGAUCAAAUAUCCUUAUGAUUAUAUUUUGUGAUACAUUCUUGUACAUUUUGUUUGGUGGGGGCUGUAUUAACAAACAGUGAAUUUCAAAUCCUAUGGUUUUUGGAAGACUACAGAAGCAAUGAAGGAAUCUGAUAUUUUCUGACUGCACCAUCCCCAAAAAAUUAAAAAUUUUUUCUCCCCUUGGUAAGGGUCAGAAGUUAGUUAUUUGGUUUUCUUCAUUAAGCAGAGUUUAUAUUUAAAUCACAAUUUAAAAAAAGGCUGUGAGAAAUCAUGUAUUCAUUGGGACACAGAUAAAAUCUAAAACUCUGAUGUCCACUUUAAUGUAAAUAAGGACUUCAAGAAAAAAGAGUUUCAAACUAAGUUUCUGAUUCAUGUUUUACAUAACACCGUUUUCAUGAACACGUUAGAUAUAGUUGUUUGUACCAAACAUAGUUAUUUACCAAUUAUAGCUACUUACCAAAUAUUGUUACAUACCAAUUAUAGUUACCAAUUAUUGUUACAUACCAAUUAUAGUUACUUACCAAUUAUAGUUGAACCGAAUCAAAAGUUUUUUUAACACUUGUCUGUAUAUCAAGACAGAUCAGUGUGGACCUCAUGUGACACCGGUAUAUCACCACUUACAAAAAUUUGCUGUUUCCUCUACUUCCAGGUCAACAAUGCUGGUAUGAACAUCGUCCGUGACCCAAUCACAACAGGCAGAGAUGAUUAUGACCAGAUCAUGAAAACCAACCUAGAGAGUGUAUUUUUCCUGACACAACUGGUCAUACCGCACUUGAUUAAAUCUAAAGGUCAGAUUCAACAUUUUAGUUGACCUCCGGUUUGCCAUAUUUUAUUAGAAACACAAUUUUUUCAGUUAGUAAAAUUUAAAUUUGUGGAGAUUUGUUUCCUGAUACUAUCUUUUUGUUUAUUCCAGGAAACAUUGUCAAUGUCUCAAGCAUCGUCGGUGACAAGCCUGUACGUAUAUAUUAUUGGAUUGGAUGAUAAAGUUAUAAAUAAUUUAUGUUUGGAGUUUAACAUUGUGUGAGGCCCUAGGCUAAAAUAAUUUAAAUUUUGUUUAAAUUGCAUUGAAGAUUGAAGUGACUGACAGAAACCUCCACUAGAGCUCUGUAAUGAUUUUGUUUCAGAUACCAAAAGCUGUCGUAUAUUCAAUGUCAAAGGCAGCCCUUGAUUCUUAUACGAUGUCACUAGCAAUUAGUACGUACCUAACCUUAACUGCACAUACAAUUUAUGGCAGGAGAUUUUGAAAAAUAGAUGUUAGUAGAUUAAGGUAAUGUAGAUAAAUCAGAUGAAAGUAUUGAAAGUAGAUUUACGUAAAAAUAUGAAGGUAGAUUAAAAUAGACUAAUUGGAUAAAUUAUAUGAUAGCAGAUUUAGAUAAAGUAUAUUAAAGUAGAUUUGGAUGUAUAUUAAAGAAGAUUUAGAUAAAGUAUAUUACUCUGGACAUAAAAGAGAAGAUGGGGAUGAAGUAGAUGUGAAGUUCAGGACCUGCUGCUAUUCUAAACCUGUGAGCACUUACUAGAUUUUGAUAUUUUAAAUGUAUUAGGCACCGUAUUAGGUCCAAGGAAUUAUUCAUUUUGUUAACAGUUGCAAAGUAUUAGUCAUUUUGUAAUCAGGUCCACUAUUUAUUCAUUUUGUCUUCUCAAGCACAAGACAUUUUCUUAGACUUUGGAAAUACCCAGCCGGCCUUCUCCCUUUUUCCCAUUGGUUUGGAUGAAAAAGAAAAUUUUAAAUUGAGUUUCCUGAUAAUAAAAGUGAACAUUAUUUCUCUAAGUAUAAUUGAGUUUUCCCAUUCUAGCGCUUGCUCCGCAUGGUGUCAGGGUGAAUUCUGUCAAGUAAGUUGAUUUUAUUUUUUGAGAUUUAAGUUGAUGAGGAGACACUUAGGAUCAGAUCAUACUAGCAAUUACAGUGGGUGGAAUACUUAUUGCAUGGGGAACUUUGAUGCGUUCAUUGAACUAAACCUUUUGCAGCAGAUUUAGUUUGGGUUGGCCAAAGGAUUUUAAUUGAACCCUUGAAAUGUUGACAGCCCUGGCUCUGUGGUGACCAUGUUAUACAGGAGAGGGGAGGAGGCUUACACAGAUGACCAAUAUGCACAGGUACAUACAACUGAAGAUUUAACAUAUCAUUUAACCAUAUUGAUAUUAUUAUCAAAUAGUAAGGUGUCUGCAGGGGAAAAUAAUUCUAAAUUUAUUGGCAGUUUCCAGCACAUCAUAAUAAUGAACAAUUUCAUGAUACGUAGUUUGAUUUCUGCAUAAACUUAUAGUUACAGCAAGGGCUAGUGUAGUUACUUUAAAUAGGUUGAUUACUCUCACACCACACCAAUUAGAGUUCAAUUCAUGGUUGAAGCCAGGAAUAUUUACCUUUACCUUUCUGAUCACCAACUCCGUUACUGUUGAUUCUUUUAUGUGUAUGAGAGAUGAAUCAUUGACUGCAAUAACUUAAAGAUUUGAUAAUAAAUACGGACCAACCGAUGAGAAAUUGUUGCAUAUCCGAAUCAUCAAACCAAUGGGGCUAGACUUAAAAAUUAUAGUUUUGUCAAUAGGCUUCACCAGGGUUGGUGUCGCUCAGCAGUAAACUCUUGGGGUCAGUACCCCCCUCGACCCGCAUAGAGUAAUUCUUAACCAGAUCAUAUAGAACUGCUUACAGCAUUGUUUGUAAAUAUAAUUCCUAAAGCAACACAAGACAUAGGAAGACACAUACGAAGACAGCAUAAAAUUUGAGGUAACAAUGUUACAAAAUGUAACAGAGUUACCAAUUAAUAAUGCAUUAAACUUUACUGUUAAAAUGUUACUAUUAUUACUUUCCUGGUCUGCAAAUAUAAAAGCAUAUCAGUCAGCUCAUCAAAAUCAAGACUCUUGACCGUAUCACUCUCAGUUGACAAAAUCACUAGACCAGAAGACCUGUACUGGUUGUUGGGAAACAGUUCUUUAUAAGUUUCAGUUUGGAAAAGAUCAUCUCAGAUGAAGCCACAGACCAUGACAAAUAAUUGCAGACUUAAUGAGGAUUUGGAUAGAUUCCCAAACCUGCUCUAGUGGAAUCCUGCUCAAUUGUUCUGGUUGCAACCUACUUUGAUGUCAACCUGCAGUGUCUACACACUGUUUUGUUGGCAACCUGCUGUGGUAGCAACCUGAUUGUGUGGUACCCUGCUCUGGUGACACCAUCCUCUGGUGGUACCCUGCUCUGGUGACACCAUCCUCUGGUGGUACUCUGCUCUGGUGACACCAUCCUCUGGUGACACCAUCCUCUGGUGACACAAUCCUCUGGUGGCACUCUGCUCUGGUGACACUAUCCUCUGGUGGUACCCUGCUCUGGUGGCACUCUGCUCUGGUGACACCAUCCUCUGGUGACACCAUCCUCUGGUGACACCAUCCUCUGGUGGUACCCUGCUCUGGUGACACCAUCCUCUGGUGACACCAUCCUCUGGUGACACAAUCCUCUGGUGGCACUCUGCUCUGGUGACACUAUCCUCUGGUGGUACCCUGCUCUGGUGGCACUCUGCUCUCCUGACACCAUCCUCUGGUGGUUCCCUGCUCUGGUGACACCAUCCUCUGGUGAACCAUCCUCUGGUGACACCAUCCUCUGGUGACACUACCCUCUGGUGGUACCCUGCUCUGGUGGUACCCUGCUCUGGUGGUACCCUGCUCUGGUGGUACCCUGCUCUGGUGGCAUGGGCGCCCGCAGAAAACUUUCUAGGGGGGGGGGCCAAAAAUCGAUUAACUUUCCAGGGGGGGGGGCAAAAAAUUUUUAGUAAUUUUUUUAUGUGGUUAUAAUUUACUGAGUGUAUUUGUAUNUUUUUUUUUUUUUUUUUUUUUUUUUUAUUUUUUUUUCCCCCCGCGGGGGGGGGGGGGGGGGGGGGGGACCAAGUGCCCCCCCCUUGCCCCUACCUGCGGGCGCCCAUGUCUGGUGGCACUCUGCUUUGGUUAAACCCUGCUCCGGUGACACCCUGCUCUGGUGGCACCCUGCUCUGGUGACACCCUGCUCCGGUGACACCCUGCUCUGGUGGCACCCUGCUCUGGUGACACCCUGCUCUGGUGGCACCCUGCUCUGGUGACACCCUGCUAUGGUGGCACCCUGCUAUGGUGACACGCUAUUCUGGUGGUACCUUGUUCUUGUAUUUUACUGAGUUUCAUUAUGUAACUAAAUUGAGUGAACCUUGUCAAAUUGGCAUUUUCCAUUUGGUGUCACCUCCCUUUUAGGAUGUCGCCUGGUUUUUUCCCCUAAUGAUGCAGCCGGUUUUGUCAUGCACUAAUCAAGAAUUGUGAAAAAGUCAUGUGAACGUUUACUGUUAGCUUUUAUUUUAUUUCAUGUGUACUACUAAUUUUUUCUUUGUUUCUGAAUUUUCUGAAUAAGUUUGAAAAGGCCCAGUCAUCCCCUGCUCUACACCCCCUUGGCAGAAUGGUCCUGACCUCGGAAGUAGCAGACUCUAUAGUAUUCCUGGCAUCACAACGAGCCAGCUUCCUGACUGGUCAAAUGAUAUAUGUGGAUGGUGGCAGACACUGUGUGGCCCCCCAACCCCAGCUCUAACAGGUCAAAUAGGCCAUAGGUCAUGGUGGAGAUUGGUUUAUUCAAAACAUUAACCUGUUCACAAGUUACUUCUAGUCAAAGACUAUUCAAACAAGGGGAGUAACAAAAAAGUAUUAUUUAAUCAGAAGUCCUUUAAGUCAUUUAACUUAAUUGAGAUUUAAAUUUAGAAAUGAAAGUGGUUUGAAUUGAACAGAUUCAUUCUUCAUUAGAUGAAGUGGUUUGAAUUAAACAUAUUCAUUCUUCAUUAGAUGAAGUGGUUUGAAUUGAACAGAUUCAUUCUUCAUUAGAUGAAUGCAGGACUGAAAUAAAACUUUUCACUACAUUAAUUAGACGCAAAGAAUUUGUGUAAACAAAAGAAAUAUUUUAGGCUUUAAUUAUGAUUACAGUUUUUUGUUUGAAUGUUGAAGGCAUCAGCUUAAAAAUUCAACUGUGUAUUUUGUCUAAUCAUAUUUAUUUAAAGCUUAACAUAAUAUAAUUGUUUUAACUGUUAGUGUCUCAUUAUCUUUAUUGUUCAUGAGGAGUGUGUAUUUAUCUCAGUUGUAUGACAGGACAGAAUCUAAAUCAUUGCUAAUUACUACUGUUGAAUAGUUGUCAAAUGAGGAACUUAGAGAAGUCCAAAUGUCUGAAUGCUAUGUGUAUUUAAGAAGUUG
Lymnaea stagnalis (great pond snail) is the source of this 9679-nucleotide messenger RNA. The record is from the annotation of a GenBank genome assembly. Lineage: Eukaryota; Metazoa; Mollusca; Gastropoda; Lymnaeidae.